AUGCCGUCGGUGUCCGUCUUCUGUAAAGGAGCCAUGCUGAUCAGCAGGACAUUAAUGGGUCCUUACGGGAUGGAUCGAACGGUAUAUUGCAUGGAAUUUAACGACUGCACCAAUGGAUUGGGGAUAAAGGUAAUCGGAGGACUUCGGGAGAGCAGCAGAGAGGAGUACGGCGUUUAUGUCAAAAGAAUCCUUCCGGGCGGCGUGGCUUAUUCUGAUGGACGGCUGCAGCCUGGAGAUCAGAUCCUGGAAGUGAAUGGAGAGAGUUUAUUGGGGGUAUCUAACGAGAGAGCCGUUGAUAUUCUGCGAUCCGCGUCGGCCACCAGCUACAUGCGUCUUCUCAUUGCCAGAGAUGAUGAAGCCAGGAAGGAAUUCUCUGAGCUGAUGGAAAAGUACGGAGCACACAGUGACUGUGGAUCCUCCAGAAGUUCCCCCGUCAUGCACAGCAGCAGAUAUCUGGAGAGCACGUCCUCGGAGUCUUCCUCCCGUUCCCAGAGUCCUUUGCUGCUGAGUCCGGCCAGCUCUCACGGCCAAUUCUCAGGGAGUUCUUGUCUGUCCCACCACUCACUUUCAAGCGACUCAGGGAUCCAGAAUAUCUCCGUGACAAAGUCUACCGGCCUUGGAAUAGUGAUCAGCGGAGGCUCCAACCGGCAGGACGGCCCGAUGGUCUACGUUCAGGAAGUGCUGGCCGACGGGGACAGCUGCAGGGAUGGACGCCUCCGAGCCGGAGACCAGCUUCUCGCUAUCAACAAGGACUCGAUGCUAGGAGUCACCAAUGAAGAAGCCAAAAGGAUCCUGGCCAGAUCGAGAUUCAGGCAAGACAGCUGCACAGAAGUCUCCUUUAUGCCUACGGCAGGACGGAUUUCGAGCGUCUCCGGAGCCAACUGCUCCGGCUUGGGGCAGCAGAGGAGCCUGGGGCAUUGCCUGCCCUGCUGCAGACUCAAGCUCCAUGUUAGAUCCCCGGAGUGCCGCCACGAGAACCACGUGCCUUCUCCCUCCCCUGAUAUCUGCCCACCCGAAGUGACCGUGUCAGCUCCAAUGUCCCCACCUAAUCACAGAUCAUCUGCUGGGACGAAAGAGAAGGUCUCGCUCGACCCUCGUGUCCGACUCAAGGAGGAAAAGCUGGAAUUGAUCCUGGAGUUCUUGGGCCUCGAUGUCCCAGAAGAGAAAUUAAGAGAACUUCAUCAGGCGCUGAUAACAGACUGUCAGGGGACGGUGGCCUACGGGGAUUUCCUUCAGGUCAUGCGCGACAGCCUGCAGGAUGAAUUAGAGGACGCGGGCCUGGAUUACAGCUCCCUGCUCUUCACACAUUACCAAGUGGCCAACUUACUGGAUACGUCCGCGUUUUACUCUCCCAUCGAUAAGGAGACAGAGGUACCGAGGUUCAGUGACAGCGCCGAGCUCCAGCGGCUGCGGGUGGAAGUGACUGACCUUAGACAGGAGGUCCGGCGGCUCAAGAGAUUGCUAAAGGAGGCAGAAAACAGUAAAAGGGCAGCCGAGGAGGGACUGGAGAGACUGAGCCAGAAAGUAAUGGGGCUUUUAUCGGACAAUCGGUGCCUGCAGAACAAACUGCACGUGGCGGAACUUGCGCAGCACCGGGCUCACAGCGCGGAGCACGAUUACGAGGAGGUGGUUCACCUCCUAGAGACCGAAAUCACGGAGCUGAAGAACCAGGCGUCCGCAAAGAAGAACCUAACGGCGUUAGAGUUCCACGAGGGUUUGGACCUGAAUCGAAGGUUGUCGUUAUCCGACUGCCAGCUACGGAAGUCUGAGAUGUCUCGGAAACACCUGGAGUUGUCAAAUGAGAAGCUUCUCGGCUUUGUCCAGAAAGUCCAGCAAGCGCUUGCGUCUUCACUUCAGAAAUCCGACGACAAGCGAGAUCAUAAUAUGGAGAACAGUCUCGGGGAAAGUCCUCCCAGCGUGGCCGUUCCUUCGAUGGAGUCGCUCGCAACAGAAGUCAGCGUCAUUCUGGAGUCCUGUAACGCCUGUCCGUUCGCUUGUAGCGAUUUCCAGAAAUACCACAAUUCAUCACAUCAAUCGGGGCUCUGCAGCCUUCGGAUGAGUUGGCCCUCGGUCCCUUCCCUACUCGGGGCACAAAGUCUCAGUUCAAAUGAGGAAUUAUUUUGCGGGGCCAAAGACUCGAAGGAUGAUUCUACUUAGGGACCUUAUUCACGCCGUCAUUUCUCCGCUUUGUACAUACGGAAUAAUUUGGUUUUCAAACACGCAGACGGCGUCGGGAUUGGAAACGGGUUCAUGGAAUAGAACCGGAAAGUGUCUGGGGAGGAAAUAUUAAAAUAUGGAGAAUCAUCAGAUGGGCAAGAGAGGGGGUGCGGGCUGUUACCCCACACAAUGUUCACAAGGUGACCCGGCAUCUGUCUGAUUAAUAAUAAUGUCCAACAAUAAAACAUUUUGAGA
Spea bombifrons (plains spadefoot toad) is the source of this 2412-nucleotide messenger RNA. RefSeq names its product syntaxin-binding protein 4-like. Bases 1 to 2157 code for a protein of 718 amino acids. Gene Ontology annotation, molecular function: protein binding. NCBI's taxonomy places the organism in Eukaryota, Metazoa, Chordata, Amphibia, Anura, Pelobatidae. The transcript is spliced from 22 exons. The record is from RefSeq and is a predicted model, not a curated record.